Molecule: messenger RNA, 15029 nt
Organism: Syngnathoides biaculeatus (alligator pipefish)
Lineage: Eukaryota; Metazoa; Chordata; Actinopteri; Syngnathiformes; Syngnathidae
Product: CUB and sushi domain-containing protein 1-like
Exons: 77
Coding region: 675-11558 (3627 amino acids)
Source: RefSeq, a predicted model, not a curated record
UCCACCUGUGAAGGUAAAAAUGACAUAAAAUGCCUUUAAAUAAGACGAUUCGCCAUGAUGUUACGCGUCCUUGCGCGUGGGAACAAGCGUUCUCUGAUGACCACGUGUUUAUCCGUAUCUGUAAUCUGGUUUUCAGGGAGAAACCAUCCGGUUGUAUGCCGCUCUUUAGUUGGUCUUUUCCAUAAUACCGGGAAUAAAUAAAUACGAAACCGGUUCCGGCAAUGGAUCGGGUUCCAGUUACGCCAUCUUGUGUGUCACAGAGGUCAGAGAGCACAGGUGAUAGGUGAAAGUCAUUGCUGCUUAGUGGGCUGUGAGGACCUCGCGAGCAUCAUAUCUCUCCUCCGUUCUCCUCUCCUUACCUUCAGCGAGCCCCUCCAUCCCUCCUCCUCCUCUGCUAUGACAUCUCACACCAGCUGCGCGCUGCCUCCGCCAGCCCGACUCCGCUCCUCCAACAUGGACAUGUGCGCCUGGAAUAGCCGCGAUUGAUCCCCGGGCGACGUUGUUUUUUUGUUUGGUAUUUUGUUUUGCUUUUUGAGAAGAUAUAACAACGCAAGAAGAAAAGGAGGAGGAGGGGGUGGCUGUCAUCUUUUAACCCCCUCCGCUCCCUUCAGCCAAGCAAGAGCGGCAAGGUGGGGGGACGGCUUGCAGCCAGCUUGGAUUUAUUGAACAGCAACAUGAGGGAUUUGGAGAUGCCGAUGAUGGUGAUGAAGCGGAGGAGGCUGAUCAUGAGGAAAAUGGCCCGACUAAGACACGACCUCUCGGUUCUCCUCCUGACGGGGCUCCUCGUCGGGGAUUUCUCCUCCUCUGGUGCCGAAUCAUGCGGUGGUGUAAUUCAAGGCCUGAACGGAACGAUAGAAUCUCCUGGCUUCCCCCACGGCUAUCCCAACUACGCCAACUGCACGUGGCUGAUAAUAACAGGGGAGCGAAACAGGAUCCAGCUCACCUUCGUCACGCUCGCACUAGAAGAAGACUUUGAUAUGGUGUCAGUAUACGAUGGACAACCUUCGCCUGGGAACUUAAAAAUGAGGUUGUCGGGGUUCAUGCUGCCUUCUCCUAUUGUCAGCACUGGCUCUAUAUUGGCCUUGUGGUUUACCACCGAUUUUGCCGUCAGUGCACAGGGCUUCAAAGCUGUCUACGAAGUGCCAUCUAUUGGAUGUGGUGUGGCAGUUCCCAACUCCCUCUAUCCCAAAGUCCUGCCCAGCCAUACAUGCGGCACCCCCGGACUCAUUCCAAACGGAGUCAUCCAUGGUGCGCGGUACAACAUUGGGGACAAAAUCCGUUACAGCUGCGAGUCUGGUUUUGUCCUGGAGGGACAUAAUGUCCUCACAUGUAUCGUGUCACCAGGAAGCGGAGCACAGUGGGACUUCCCUUCACCCUUUUGCCGAGCGGAAGGGGCCUGCGGCGGCACGUUACGAGGCACCGCGGGUUCAAUAACCAGUCCUGGCUAUCCUGCAGAGUAUGAAAACAAUCUGGACUGCACGUGGUCAAUCCUUGCGGAACCUGGGGACACGAUAGCCCUUGUCUUCAAUGACUUUUUAUUGGAAGACAAGUACGACUUCCUGGAAAUCAGCGGAACGGAGGCACCCAGCAUAUGGCUAACUGGUACAACCCUGCCUUCACCAGUUAUAUCAAAUAAAAACUGGCUACGGAUACACUUUACAUCAGACAGCAACCACAGAAGGAAAGGUUUCAGUGCUCAGUACCAAGUUAAGAAAGCAAUAGAGUUGAAGUCCAGAGGAGUGAAGAUGAUGCCAAAUAAAGACUCCAGUCACAAAAAUGCAGUUUUAAGUCAAAGUGGCCUGGCUGGAGAUGUGUGUCCGGAUCCUGGUGUCCCAGAAAAUGGCAAGAGAAUGGGAUCUGCUUUCCAAGUCGGCUCCAGCGUCCAAUUCAGUUGUGACGACAGCUACGUUCUGCAAGGAUCCAAAAGUAUCACCUGUCAGAGAGUGACAGACACACUGGCUGCCUGGAGUGACCACAGACCCAUCUGCAGAACCCGUACCUGUGGUAGCAACUUAAGGGGGCCCCGUGGGAUUAUAACGUCGCCUAACUACCCUGUCCAGUAUGAAAACAAUGCUCACUGUGUCUGGGUAAUCACUGCCCUGGAUUCUACAAAGGUUAUAAAGCUAUCAUUUGAAGAGUUUGACCUGGAACGAGGGUACGAUACACUGACCGUGGGCGAUGGAGGCAAGAUAGGAGACACUAGACGAGUACUUUAUGUACUCACUGGGUCCACUGUACCUGACAUCAUUGUGAGCUUGUCCAAUCAGAUGUGGCUUCAUCUGCAGUCAGAUGACACAAUCGGCUCUGCUGGGUUCAAGGCAGUCUAUGAAGAGAUCGAACGGGGAGGCUGCGGUGAUCCUGGCGUGCCAGCGUUUGGUCGUCGGAGCGGCGAGGGCUUCCAACACGGGGAUGUGCUGACCUUCUUUUGCCAGUCUGCCUUUGAAUUAGUUGGCGAGAGGAGCAUUACGUGCCAGCAUAAUAACCAGUGGUCUGGUAAUAAACCUAGUUGCAUCUUCUCUUGCUUCUUCAACUUCACGGCCCCAUCAGGAACGGUUUUGUCCCCGAACUAUCCUGAGGAAUACGGCAACAAUCUCAACUGCGUAUGGCUGAUCAUUUCUGAACCGGGCAGCCGGAUCCAUCUGCUCUUCUCUGACUUUGACCUGGAACCACAGUUUGACUGGUUGGUGGUCAAAGAUGAAGGUCUGUCUGAGCCUACCACAUUUGGGACGUUUUCCGGAAAGGACGUGCCAUCCCAAAUCGCCUCACAUGGACACAUCAUGAGACUGGAAUUUCAGUCGGAUCACUCCAACACCGGAAAAGGCUUCAACAUCAGUUAUACAACAUUUGGGCAGAAUGAGUGUCACGAUCCAGGCGUUCCUGUCAACGGUCAAAGGUACGGGGACCAGUUUCAGCUCGGCAGCUCCGUGGCUUUCCGUUGUGACCAAGGAUUCAUCAGGACGCAGGGGUCAGAUCAGGUCACCUGCAUCAUCCAAGACGGGAAUGUUGUUUGGUCUGCGGCUGUGCCUCGCUGUGAAGCUCCAUGUGGAGGCCAUCUCACCGCCCCUACAGGAGUUCUCCUCUCUCCUGGAUGGCCUUCUUUCUAUAAGGAUUCUCUCAACUGCAAGUGGGUGAUUGAAUCGCAAGCUGAUCAUGCGGUGAAGAUACACUUUGACAGGUUUCAGACUGAAGUCAACUAUGACACACUGGAGAUACGGGACGGCCCAUCAUCCUCCUCCCCCCUGAUCGGCGAAUACCACGGAACCCAAGCGCCUCAUUUCCUGAUCUCCACGUCCAACUUCCUGUUCCUGUUGUUCACCAGUGACAACAGUCGCUCUGCGGCGGGCUUCAGCAUCAGAUACGAGAGUGUGAAAAUGGAGUCAGACUCUUGUCUUGACCCCGGUAUUCCAGUCAAUGGGCGUCGCCAUGGCAGCAGCUUUUCCAUUGGCUCCCGUGUCUCGUUUACAUGCGACCCAGGGUAUACUCUGAGUGAUCAGGAGCCUAUUGUUUGCGAGCAGAAUCAUCAGUGGAGUCACGCCCUUCCCAGCUGUGAUGCUCUCUGCGGAGGCUAUGUCUAUGGGAAAAUGGGCACAAUUCUUUCGCCGGGAUUUCCUGACUUCUACCCCAAUUCUCUGAACUGCACCUGGACCAUCGAGGUGUCUCAUGGUAAAGGAGUUCACCUGGUCUUCCAUACUUUCCAUUUGGAGGAGAACCAUGACUACCUGUCCAUCACAGAGGAUGAAAAUUUCCUGGUUCCAGUUGCCCGACUUACUGGCUCCGUGCUGCCCCCCAGUGUCAAGGCGGGGCUCUUUGGGAAUUUCAGCGCUCAACUACGAUUCAUAUCAGAUUUCUCCAUGAGUUACGAGGGUUUUAAUAUUACGUUCUCAGAAUACGAUUUGGAACCUUGUGAGGAUCCGGGUGUUCCGGCUUUCAGCAGACGCACAGGAUUCCGAUUCCAAGUUGGUGACUCGCUUGCCUUUUCUUGUUUCAACGGUUACCGACUCGACGGGGACAGUAAGAUUACCUGUCUGGGUGGAGGCAGGCGAGUGUGGAGCAACACGCUGCCCAGAUGUAUAGCUGAGUGUGGAGCCACGUCUCUGGGACCAGAAGGUGUUCUUGUCUCCCCGAACUUCCCUUCCAACUAUGACAACAAUCACGAAUGCAUCUACCGCGUGACCACAGAGAAGGGAAAAGGAAUCAGGCUGAAAGCUGAGAGCUUCUCUCUGCAGGAUGGAGACUACCUCAAGGUGUAUGAUGGUGAGAACAGUUCGUCUCGUCUCCUUGGGAAUUUCACCUGGGAAUCUAUGAUGGGUCGUGUCAUCAAUAGUACCUCCAAUCACUUGUGGCUGGAGUUUAACAGCAACGCCUCCGGAACUAAUCAAGGCUUUCACCUCACAUACACAAGUUUUGACCUGGUACGGUGCGAAGAACCUGGCAUCCCUAGUUAUGGCUACAAGAUCCAGGACGAUGGCCAUUAUGCCAACACAUUCGUCCUUUACUCCUGCAACCCUGGCUACAGUCUCCAUGGAAGUAGUACGUUGACCUGUCUAAGUGGGGACAGGCGUGUCUGGGACAAGCCACUUCCAUCCUGUAUAGCGGAGUGUGGAGGUCACAUCACUGGAGCAGUGUCUGGACGAAUUCUAUCUCCGGGAUACCCUGCCCCAUAUGACAACAAUCUCCACUGUACCUGGACUAUAGAGGCGGAUACCGGCAAGACUAUCAGUCUCCACUUUAUCGUCUUUGACACUGAGAUCGGCCAUGACAUCCUGAGAGUCUGGGAUGGGCCAUCAGGGCCGUCGGACGGAGGGAUCCUUUUGAAAGAAUGGUCCGGCCCGGCCUUACCAGAAGAUAUCCAUUCAACUUUUAAUGUACUUACGCUUCAGUUUGACGCUGACUACUUCAUCAGCAAGCAAGGCUUUUCCAUCCAGUUUUCCACCACAACAGCGACGACCUGUAAUGACCCUGGGAUCCCAGUAAAUGGCUCUCGAUACGGGGACAGUAAGGAGCCCGGUGACAGUAUGACGUUUCAGUGUGACCCUGGCUAUCAGCUCCAGGGUCCUGAUACCAUCACGUGUGUCCGAAUGGAUAACAGAUUCUACUGGCAGCCUGACCCGCCAACAUGCAUGGCAACCUGUGGUGGAAACAUCAGUGGCCCUUCUGGAGUGAUCCUGUCUCCUAACUACCCCCAACCUUACCCCCCAGGAAAAGAGUGUGAUUGGCGAAUCCGAGUCAACCCAGACUUUGUCAUUGCACUUAUCUUCAAAAGUUUUAACAUGGAGCCCAGUUAUGACUUCCUGCACAUUUACGAGGGCGAAAACUCUAAUGGGCCUCUGCUGGCGAGUCUCCAAGGCAACCAAGCCCCCGAGCGCAUCGAGAGCAGUGGUAACAGUCUUUUCCUGGCAUUCCGAUCGGACGCCUCACUGGGCAUGUCUGGCUUCGCCAUUGAGUUCAGAGAAAAGCCCAGGGAGGCCUGUUUUGAUCCCGGUAACAUCAUGAAUGCUAGUCGGACCGGCUAUGACUAUAAACUGGGAUCUCAGGUGUCCUAUAACUGUCACCACGGCUACACAACAGUGGGGGGCCAAACAAUAACCUGCGUGAUGGGCCAGGAUGGGAAGCCAGUCUGGGACAAGACUCUGCCGUCUUGUAAAGCCCCGUGUGGUGGACAGUAUGGAGGAUCUGAGGGAGUGGUUUUGUCUCCAAACUACCCUUUAAACUACACAGCUAGACAAAUCUGCUCGUACUACAUUACAGUACCGCCACAGUUUGUUGUUUUUGGUCAAUUUGCCAUUUUCCAAACUGCCAUGAAUGACUCAGUGGAACUAUUUGAUGGAGCCAAUGAAAACUCACGAUUGCUAAGUUCCCUGGCGGGAUCACAUUCAGGAGAGACAUUACCCUUGGCAACUUCCCAUCAAAUAAUGCUGCGUUUCAAUGCCAAGAGCGGCCAACCAGCUAAAGGUUUUCACUUUGUCUACCAAGCCGUGCCUCGGACGAGCGACAGUCAGUGUAGCUCGGUGCCGGAGCCUCGGUACGGCAGGCGGAUCGGCUCCGAGUUCUCGGCCGGCUCGGUGGUCCGUUUUGAGUGCAGUCCAGGAUAUCUGCUCAAGGGAUCCAGUGCGAUCCGGUGCCAGGCUGUACCCGGUGCCCUGGCACAGUGGAAUUCAACAACCCCAAGCUGCAUCGUUCCCUGCAGUGGGAAUCUGACAGAGCGCCGCGGCACCAUAUUGUCUCCCGGUUUUCCGGAACCGUACCCAAACAGUCUCAACUGUCUGUGGCGAAUCCACGUCAGUGAAGGAGCUGGGAUACAGAUUCAAGUGAUGACAUUUGCUACUGAGCACAACUGGGAUUCUCUGGAGAUCUACGAUGGGGGAGACAUGACGGCUCCUAAAUUAGGGUCAUUUUCUGGAACUACAGCUCCUGCCCUCCUUAACUCCACAUCCAAUCAGCUUCUCUUGCACUUUCAGAGUGACAUUAGUGUUGUGGCUGCAGGCUUUCACCUUGAAUACAAAACCGUCGGUCUGACCAGCUGCCCGGAGCCGAUGAUUCCAGCAAACGGCAUCAAAAACGGAGAUAGAUACAUGGUCAAUGAGGUAGUGGCCUUCACCUGCGAGCCGGGAUACACUUUACGGGGCCAUUCUCAUAUUUCCUGCAUGCCUGGGACCGUGCGCCGAUGGAACUACCCUCCUCCUCUUUGCAUAGCUCGUUGUGGCGGGGUAUUGUCUGAUGUCACAGGAGUGGUCCUGAGUCCAGGUUUCCCCGGCAACUACCCCGGCAACCUGGACUGCACCUGGCAGAUUAUCUUGCCGACAGGAUAUGGAGCGCAUAUUCAGUUCCAAAACUUUUCAUCUGAAGAUAACCACGACUUCCUGGAGGUUCGGUCAGGAGCACAGCACAGCUCUGCCCUCAUUGGACAGUUCACUGGUUCGCAAGUCCCACCCUCUCUUCUCAGUACCACCCACCAGACCAUUAUUCAUUUCUACAGUGACCAUUCCGAGAACAGGAUGGGAUUCAAACUCACUUAUCAAGCUUAUCAACUUCAAAACUGCCAGGAUCCUUCACCUUUCACCAAUGGCGACAUCAUCAACAGCGACUAUAGUGCUGGCCGGUCAAUAACAUUCCUGUGUUACCCUGGGUAUGUUUUGAUUGGACACCCAGUCCUCACAUGUCUGCACGGGACCAACCGGAAAUGGAAUCACCCAUUUCCGCACUGUGAGGCUCCCUGUGGCUACAAUGUCACAGCCGAAAAUGGGACCAUUUAUUCGCCUCAGUACCCCAAUGAAUACCCCAAUUCCCAAGACUGCAGCUGGCUCAUCACCGUUCCUCAUGGACAUGGAGUUUACAUCAACUUUACCUUGUUGCAGACUGAGCCUGUCACCGAUUACAUUGCUGUAUGGGACGGUGCUGAUGCAUCCAGUCCUCAGCUGGGAGUCUUCAGCGGCAACACGGCAUUAGAGUCGGCCUACAGUUCCAGCCCCAAGGUUCUGAUCCGCUUUCACUCUGACUUUUCAACUGGAGGAUUCUUCAUACUCAACUUCCAUGCCUACCGUUUGAAGAAAUGCCCUCCUCCCCCUGUCGUGAAGAAUGCUGAGAUAAUCUAUGAGGAUGAAGAUUUCUUAAUAGGUGAUAUUGUGGCUUAUCGCUGUUUCCCUGGAUACACACUUGUUGGAAAGGCGGAGCUCAUGUGUACACUCAACUCUCAUUUAUUGUUUGAGGCCCCGCCACCAACAUGCCAAGCUCAAUGUCCAGCCAACGAGGAGCGGUCUUCAUCAUCAGGAGUCAUUCUGAGUCCCAUGUUUCCCAGCAACUACCCCAACAGUCAGACCUGCUCCUGGCUGCUGCGCAUGCUUCCAGGUUACAUCAUCAAUAUCUACGUUGAGAUGUUCCACAGUGAGAAGCAGUUUGACGAGCUGGAAAUUUUUGAUGGAUCCUCAGGGCAGAGCCCUUUGCUUGUGGCUCUCAGUGGAAAUCAUUCAUCGCAGCUCAACUUCACCUCCAAAACCAAUCAGCUUUACCUACGAUGGUCCACAGACCAUGCAACCAACAAGAGAGGAUUCAAAAUAAGAUACUCGGCUGCAUACUGUAGUAUUAAUGAUCCCCCAGCAAACGGGGGCGUUGUCAACCGAACGAAACUCCAACCAGGUAGCAAACUUCAAUUCUACUGUAACCAUGGUUACCAUCUAGUCGGCUCUACGAAUUCUACCUGUAGACUCUACCCCAAUGGGCUUUUCCAAUGGGACACACCGCAACCAUUUUGUCAAGCCAUCUCCUGUGGGAUCCCCCAGUCACCUGGCAAUGGCAGCUUCUACGCCUACCAUUACAAUGUGGGCAGUCAGGUGACCUACCACUGUAAACACGGUUAUCACCUUGAUCCCAGUCUUCCGGCGACAGCAGUGUGUUUGGAGGAUGGGAGCUGGAGCAAUUCCGCCUCACCCCCAAGCUGCCUCUCCAUCCACUGUCCCAGCAUUGAGGGUGCCUUGUCAGAUCACAUGACCUACCGUCUGCUGUCUGGUACACUGGGAGAGUUUGGUUCCAUGGCUAUGUUGGAAUGCUCAGCGGGGUAUUCUUUCGGGGCAGGGCAUCGGACACUGAGCUGCCUCGCCAAUGGGACUUGGGAGGGGUCAGAUGACCCAGCAACAUGCAAGAUCUUAUCCUGUGGGGAUCUUGCGUCGCCUCCAUUCGGCACCAAACUGGGAACGUUGACCACAUUUGGUGCAACUGCAAUCUUUACGUGUAACCACGGUUACACAUUGGUGGGUUCUCAUGUCAGAGAAUGUGAAGCCAAUGGGCUAUGGAGUGGUUCUGAGACCAGGUGCCUGGCUGGCCACUGUGACUCUCCAAAUCCUAUCGUCAAUGGGCACAUUAGCGGUGAUGGCUCCAGUUACCGCGACACAGUGGUGUACCAGUGCAUGCUGGGAUAUCGCCUGAUUGGCACAUCCGUCAGAAUCUGCCAGCAAGAUCACCGCUGGUCCGGAACAACACCUGUUUGUGUCCCCAUAACUUGUGGUCACCCCGGGAACCCAGUCAACGGGCGGACAAACGGUAGUGAGUUCAACCUCAACGAUGUUGUCAACUUCACCUGUAACAAAGGUUACAUUCUAAGUGGAAAUGCCCGCGCCCAGUGUCGAGUCAACGGGCAGUGGAGCAGCCCCCUACCGCUCUGCAAAGUGGUAAACUGUUCUGAUCCAGGACACGUGGAGAACGGUGUGCGGCAGUCUGGACUACGAUACCCCGAAAUCUUCAGCUACGGUAUAACAGUGGCCAUCCACUGCAAACGAGGAUUCUACUUGCUUGGGUCAGCGCUCCUCACCUGUCAGCAUGAUGGACGCUGGGACAGGCCAACUCCUCGAUGCUUGGCUAUUUCCUGCGGUGACCCCGGUGUGCCCCCAAAUGUAAUUGUGCCUGGGACUCCGACCUGGACAUAUGGCUCUGUGCUGCAGUACUCCUGCGUGCCAGGAGGGACGCUGGUGGGCAAUGCUACACGCCACUGCCAAGAGGACGGCACCUGGAGUGGGUCACCGCCCUACUGCACUGGUCUGAGUCCAGGGAUGUGCGGGGACACGGGGGUUCCUCCCCACGGUGCCCGUUUAGGAGGGGAAGAGUUUAAAACCAAGAGCCUGCUGCGUUUCAGCUGCGAGGCGGGAUACAAUCUGAUUGGCUCCGCCGAGAGGACGUGCCUCCAUAACGGCACCUGGAGUGGAAUGCAGCCUGUGUGUCAAGCUGUAUCGUGCGGGAACCCCGGCACCCCGGCUCAAGGCCGAAUCGUCUUCAGCGACGGCAUCACCUUCGGCAGCUCGGUGGCGUACGCGUGCUGGGAAGGGUUCAAAACAUCGGGCCUCACCACCAGACACUGCACAACGAACGGGACGUGGACGGGGCAACCGCCAGACUGCACUGUGAUCAGUUGCGGAGACCCGGGCCCGAUUGCCAAUGGCGUCUACUCGGGACGUGAGUUCACCUUCAACCACACGGUGGCAUACCGGUGUAGCCCGGGUCACCUGAUGGAACCGCCUGGCCGCAAUGUUUUACGCUGCACGAAAGAUGGGAUGUGGAACCAAACCAAACCCGGUUGUAUAGUGAUCCAGUGCCGACCUCCACCUCAAGUACAAAACGGGGAAGUCAAAGGAACCGACUAUUCUUGGGGAUCAAGCGUGAGCUACGGUUGUUUCCAUGGCUACCAAUUGUCCUUGCCAGCUGUGUUGACCUGUGAGGGGAAUGGAACGUGGACCGGAGAUUUACCGCAAUGUCUGCCCGUGCUGUGCGGUGAUCCGGGGUCCCCCGGAGGCGGGUUCCGAGAAGGAAGUAUCUUUACUUACCGGUCCGAGGUCCGAUUCUACUGCCAUACGCCCUACUUGUUGGUUGGCUCCGCCUCCAGAGUGUGUCAGGCUGAUGGCAUUUGGAGUGGCCAACAACCGGCCUGCAUAGAUCCUGCAUUUAACAGCUGUCGGGACCCGGGAACACCAGUUUAUGGUAUACCAGUCCAAGCCCUGGGCCUUCAGGUUGGAAGUAAGAUUUCAUUCAAGUGCCGUAAGAACUACCACAUCCUUGGUUCUACCACAAGAACGUGUUUGGAAAAUCUCACCUGGAGUGGAACACAACCUGAAUGCAUAGCCCACUCGUGCCGACAGCCCGAAACCCCCGGUAACGUGGAUGUUCGCUCCAUGGAUCUGCCAACAUUAGGAUAUACGCUUAUCUACACCUGUCAAGACGGUUUCUAUUUGGCUGGAGGAUCAGAACACAGGACAUGUAAAAGUGAUGGGAGAUGGUCGGGAAAACCACCGCUGUGCAAAGUUGGAGUUAAAGUCAACCCUAAAGGCAGAGGGGAGACGGACAUCCAGAAGAACAAAAUUCGAGUUCCGGUGGACGUGUUCUCCCCCAACUCAGAAUGGAGAGGAUUCUACGAGUAUCUGAGCAAGAGACAGGCCACAACAUUCACAGUGUCUGGGUUCAACGCGAGCAGUGGAAGAGUCAACAUCACUUUACUCGAGACCAGUGGAGUGUCCAUCAGACUAUCAGGUACCUACAAGUCUGAGGAGAACCAGCUUCUACUGAAGGUUUAUCAAGUCAAAGGGCCCACAGAGCAUUAUUACAGCAAGUUUAAGAACGACAACUGGGCAAUGGAUGGAUAUGUCACUUCAGAAUCUGACCAGAAAACAUUUGUCUAUCAGGGCCAUAUUCACAGUAAAGACUUUGGCAAGUUCCAUUUGACAAGGCAAGGCCCUGUAACCACGGUGAUAGAUCCAUCCAACCCCUACACGAACAGCAGCUCUGUGGCAGCGGCCAUCUUGGUUCCUUUUUUUGCCCUCAUCUUGUCGGGAUUCGCCUUCUACCUCUACAAGCACAGGACGUUGUCUGCUGACACAGAUGACAAUGAAAGACCAAAAGACACCUGGGGGCCUGGCGGCAGAACCCGUCCGAAGGUCCAGUUCAACGGCUACGUGGGCCACGAAAGCACCAACGGUCAAGCAUCAUUUGAAAACCCGAUGUACGACACCAACAUGAAGCCCACCGAGGCUAAAGCCGUCCGAUUCGACACCACGCUGAAUACAGUAUGCACUGUGGUAUAGCCCGGCACACCCGCCGCUACUUUGUGCAGUGGUGCGGUCCGACCGGGCUGUCGGCGAUCACGCUUUCACCAACAGGACAAACGAGCAAACUCAUGAUUGACACUGGUCACGUGGAGCAGUCUGCGCAGUGGCAUAUGCUAUUCAGCAUACUCUGCGCGGUGAUGUGCCUCUGCUCCCGCGUCACACGAGCCUCCUCCGCCUCCUCCUUCGGCAAAAUUCGACAGCGAUGUCAUUUAAAAAAAGUUAGUUCAUAGUCAGGGGAUACGUGUCCUGUUCAGACACGAAGGAAAAACAGACAACUCAAAACGUCCUACCGUUCUUAACUUUCGACAUAGAACGCUUCGUACUGCACCAAUAGCCUUCUUGAUACCUUUCCUCUAACACUUGAUAGAUGGUGGCCCCAAUCUAAUCCCACAGUCCUGUGCCAAAUAUACGCAUGUAUAUGCACAGUGGUAAAAAAAAAAAAAAAAAAAAAAAAAGACCUUAAUCGCUUCACUGCUGCAGGCCAGACAUCUUUGACUGAUUUGAGCUUGGACCCACAGGGGAAGCAAUCUUUCACCUCUCCAGGCUUAAAGUCCUAAUUAGACGGUACAUACUUUUCAACACAAAUGGCACAGGACAAACCUCUCCCACUGGGCAUCGGGAUGAGCUUGAAAGGACUCAACCUGGAUUUAAAGGCAAAGAACGUGCACAGACUGCUGUGACAUUGCCUUCUAAAUCCAGUGAAUGUGACUGAAGUUUCGUCGUGUCACUGAUUUACCUGAAGCGUUCUUGAAGUACGGAACGUAAACGUUUCAUUGGCGCUUGGAUUAGUUGCUUUCCGGAUGAGAAGACUUCAGUUUUAGACAAUCACAGAGUUGAUUUUCAGUGAUUGUCGCGACCUUCAACUAGUUAGGUCUUUGCCUUUUCCUUGGGUCUUGGCAACAAUUAGGCUAUUGCUAAACAUUCAAAAUUUUGCAAAUUGUAGUUCACGUUGCUGAUGUGGAGUCAAUUCCCCCUCAAUGCCACCAUACAAAGUCCACGGUGUAGUCCGCCUUUUGCCCUCAGACGGGUUGACUCGAGCCCCUCUCGUGACCCUAAACCUGUUAACUCAUCCUAGAUGUGUUUUAAACCCCUUAUAAAAGUUUACAAAAGACAAAAUCUCCCGAAGUGGCAUUCAGACUACCGUGCACCCGAAAUUCAAAUAAUUGUGACGCUAUACACAAUUGUGAGUUUUCCAGAAAGCUGUCAAACACAAUCAAAUUGUCUUGAGUUGUCACGCUUGGGCCAGCCAGGAUUGCGUGCUCGCUGACUGAACAACGGGGGACACCUGCGGGCCAUAAACUGUCAGGAUCGUCGACCCAGGAAACAACUUCAAGUCUCCGGUGGAAGAGAAUAUCAGCCAGGUGAUAUUUUUCACCAGUCAGUCACAAAAACACAAGCAGACGAACACACUUAGACGACUGGACAAAGGACGUUCUAUGUUGGGAACGAGAGACGAUGACAGGUUGCUGUGGAAACAGAGGCAAAUUGUCUCUGCGGGCAUUUUUUCUUCAGUGAAGAUAUUCAUGAACAAAGUCUUAUGUUCAAAACCCAGUGGCCCAAUGGGACUUCCCACUCUGCUGCUGCUGGGGACCCCCCGACUAUAAACUUUAUAUAGACUCUUAAAUCGCACAAUUUUUGCACUAGUGUGUUUUUCUGACUGGGUUAUGAGAAAAAAUAUUAUAAUAAUUUUGGGGUCUUGAAAUGGGUUUGGAAACAAGAGUCCUUCAAAUUAAGAGAGUUUAUUUCAAAGCUUCUAUCUUUAAAAAAAAAAAAAAAAAGAAAGAGAUCACAGAUGGCUAAAAACAGGGUUACAGAGUGUUUGUAUAUAUACAUUUAUAUUUCACACCAAACGCCCGCAGAAGGUGCGAGCACCUGCUAUAACCCUGUUUAUUUUGUUGUCGUGACAACGUUCUAGCCCACCCAGAAAGUUGAGAUGACUUUACCUGUGGACCUCCUGUGUUGUAACGGCACGGCGACACGUUAACGACCACGUCUGUUCCCGAAAGCUCGUACUGAGCUCUGCGACUACUCUUUUAACGCUCGCCCAAAUAGCACACAGCGUGAUGCUUUACACUAAGAUGACAUGGUAUAUAUACACAAGUCCGCUUCAUUAAAAGUUGCAGACAGUAGAAGUUUUCAGAAACAGACAAGUCUUUAAAAAAAAAAAAAAAAAGAUGUUUUAAAUGCUCCACCACUCACGCUCAUCUUUUAAUGCACUUUUUCUUCCCUCCCCCCUGCACACAACUUUAAAGAGCGCACCGUCUGCGCGACUUCAUCACUUAAAGGUGCAAUUUAUCUAAACAAACAAGCUGUUUAUUGCUGCAUUUCAGACCUGGAAUCAAUACGAGGCAGCGUAUCUUUCAAAAAGUUGCCUUUUCCAAACAGAUUGCAAGAAACAAAGUCUCUAACCCUCCAUUCGUCAGACAAGUGUCGUUCCAGAAGUCACCUCUGGGCUUGGUCCCGUUUAGGGGACUAAUUAAAAGUGUGAGAUCAAGAACACGAGAGGCGAACUCCUGCUUAGUGUGUAAAAUGGCCUUUGACAAGAAAUUGCGCGCCUGAUUGAUGAUCAACAAAACAGCCUGCGGCAUUGUACUCGUUUUGCAUAAACAAAUAGCGUCCCGGUCAUUUUUGGUCCUGGCUAUAAAUUGAGGAAACUCUUCCACGGAAAUGAUGAAAAACAAUCGGCAACCCGAACCUCAAUGAUGAAGGCGCAUUCCCAACAUGAUUUUUAUCGCUUAUGCCACUCACUUUUUUUAACAUUAUCUUCCACACGUGUAAACACUCAUAACUCAAACACUCAAGCGUGCAGUUCAUUUCUUGACAUUUAAACUCAAAAUGUUGUAUUUGCGGGGUAUAUUUUGCACGAUCUAAAAUCAUCCGCGUGUCUGAAAUGACUCGCAAGCUUGUCAAAAGUAUCUUGAUUUUUUUUUUAUUUUUUGCUCCCCAAAGAUGCUGCAUUGGGUUUAGAGGUAGCUGUUGUCUAGUGCGCAUAUUCCAGUGUCUGCAGGCUAGUUUGACACUCAGCGCACCACAUUCUCACAUUAGAGUUUGCACUGGAGGGUUUUUUCCUUUGACCCGCAUAACUUUGUCAGGGUGAAGUUUACAUUUUGGUGUGUUGGGUUUAUAAAUGUUGCAGCCUCAAUCCAGCGAACAAAAUUGAACAAAUUCUACCUGGCCAAAAUCGCAUUAAUUACAAUUAAGUUUGCAUAAAAACAAUCUUGAAAGGUAAACUCGCUAAGAGCUCAGUUACUACUGAAAACAUUUUGUAUCAGAAAAUUGUUCAUUUACCGUGCAAAGUGUGUUGACAUUAAUAAAUAUUUUAUUCAUUUAACAAUUAACAGAAAACGAAUCCACAGUCAAAAAAAUAAGUAUUUGAACAUCCUACUAUAUUGCGAGUAUAAUCAUUGAAGGGUCUGAAAUUUUCAUCGUAGGUGCAUGUCCACUGUG